Molecule: messenger RNA, 656 nt
Organism: Lepus europaeus (European hare)
Lineage: Eukaryota; Metazoa; Chordata; Mammalia; Lagomorpha; Leporidae
Product: histone H2A type 1-C
Exons: 1
Coding region: 1-393 (130 amino acids)
Cellular component (GO): nucleosome
Molecular function (GO): DNA binding; protein heterodimerization activity; structural constituent of chromatin
Source: RefSeq, a predicted model, not a curated record
AUGUCUGGGCGUGGGAAGCAAGGAGGAAAAGCUCGCGCUAAAGCGAAGUCUCGCUCGUCUCGCGCGGGCCUGCAGUUCCCCGUGGGACGCGUCCACCGCCUACUGCGCAAGGGCAACUACGCGGAGCGCGUGGGCGCCGGCGCCCCGGUGUACCUGGCGGCCGUGCUCGAGUACCUGACGGCCGAGAUCCUGGAGCUGGCGGGCAACGCGGCGCGCGACAACAAGAAGACGCGCAUCAUCCCGCGCCACCUGCAGCUGGCCAUCCGCAACGACGAGGAGCUCAACAAGCUGCUGGGCCGCGUGACGAUCGCGCAGGGCGGCGUGCUGCCCAACAUCCAGGCCGUGCUGCUGCCCAAGAAGACCGAGAGCCACCACAAGGCCAAGGGCAAGUGAUUGGCGAGGCGGCAGCUACCGGAAACCCCAUGGAACCCAAAGGCUCUUUUCAGAGCCCCCACCCUCUCAAAAAAAGAGCUGGCACCGUCGUUGUGGAUAGAGGUGGAACUGAGGUCGGGACACUCCGCUGUUACUUGUAGGGCUGACUGAGCAAGUGGGGCGUCAGCUAAAAACCUAGUGAUUCUUCAAAUUAAGAGGUUGUUUGCUUGACGUAACUUAUGAGGCGCUUGUAGUUUGGGGACCGGCCGUGGGGAGUUGGAUAA